GUCUUGCCUAUAGGACGUAGAAGCCUUUGUUUUAGACACUAUUUAGGGCGCCUACAUACCACAAGGGACUCGUUUGUGAUCGAAACAAAAUAGUGCGUCGGGAAGUCCGUGGAGUUUGAGGGGAAAUUCAGAAGGUUUGCCAACUGUUAAAGGAAACCGUUUGUGGAGAGUGAAAGAUUCACACACUGCUGUAACUGGAUAUUACUGACAUCAACCUUCAGCAUUAACGACGUGGAAGGAAAAAUGUUUCCAAUAAGCGGAUGAGCGUGUGAUAAAAUUUCCUGAUAAAUUCUGACACAUUUUAUAAAUCUCCGAGAGACACGAUGCUGAAGUCGCCGACAUUCACCUUCGUGUUGUGUGUUUACGUUUGUCUGAACCGCGCCUUGUCCGGUCCCGUCCUAACCGAUGUCCGUUUGACAUGCCACAAUUUUAAGACUGUGUUAUAUUGGAACUACAGCGCACCCGAUCCGAAGCCUGAAUUCAGCAUAACAAUUAGUGGAUAUAAAAAUAAGGUCGAGUGCUCAGUGCUCACCAAUCAGACCUACCUGGAUAUCAGUGAAUACACUCAGGAUGCUGAGGAUGGUUACUUUGUUCAAGUGACAACUCAAGCCAACGGAUCAGAACUUAAGACUUCAUCUGGAGGCAUUGGCUUUAGCUAUAACGAGGACUUUCCUACCGAUGUUGAAUGUGUGGUGGACUUCCCAUCAUUGGAAGUUUCUGUCUCUGACCGCAUAGUCAAACUCUCCUUCAGUCAUCCCUUUUAUUUCUAUAAAGCUGAAUCCCUCAGAGGUGAUUUUAUGUGCACGAUUUCUUAUAACGAGACGCAGAGAACCUGUGAACCCUGUUAUGUGGAAGAUGUUCUGUGUAAAGAAGAGUUCGAGCUAUCUGAGGGUCUUUAUGGGAAAUGCAUGAAUGUAAACGUCAUGGGAAUUGUUAAUAGCAUACCAACUGAAAUUGACAAAAAGGUGUGCGGCCCUGAAGCUCCUAUAGUUCCUCCAGAUUGGCCAAUGAUUAUAACCAUUUUGCUAUGCUCUGGGUUCGCCAUUCUGAUUCUAACAAUAUGGGGAGUCAUUGCGUACAAGAAACUGAUUCAGUCUGACUCUCAAAGCACACUCUCCAAACUCCUGGGAAUAGUGAAAUCUGAUCACGUCAAUGUGCCCGAGGAGCCCACUCUGUCCAAGGUGACCUCUGUAGGUCACACCCCUCUGCUGGAGACCACCGAUCAGAUCUUUGUAGACACAUCCAUCUCCAAGUUUGAAGACAACUCUCACUUCCCCACUCACUUCCCCAAUCACUUCAGUUCUAAUGUAGCAUUGCCAGAAAAGCAAGAACACCGAGAGGAGGAGGAAGAGGAGGAUGAAGCAGAUUCUGAAGUCUUUGACAGUGGUAACAGCUUCUCAGGCUACGACAGCCAUAAGUUCCCUAUUGACAUGGGACAAGGAGACAUAGUAGAAGCCUAUGGGCCACGUUAGCAUAAUGUGCACCAUUUGGUAAGCAAAACUAUUUCAAAACCUUUUCCUGUUCUUGAACUUGGAACGAGUUCCAAAAUGUUCAGUAAUAAAAAACACCUUUUUCCCCCUAAAAUGAAACCAUCAAGCUAUAAACCUGGAAUGAGUACCAUUUGUGUUUAAAUGCUUUCAUAAAUGAUUCAACAAUACCCCGUGAAGCUGCACUUCCAUUCCCUCCAACUCGCUUGGCACUGUUUUAACCAGUGUCUCAAUUUACCUCACUGUAAAGGUUUUUAGGUAAUACACAAUCAUUUGAGUGGGAAAAUAAGGAACUCCUUGGCAGCUUCAUUGCUGACUUAAUAUAGUUUUUUCGUUGUUGUAGCACUGUUACACACAGCGCUGGAAAAGGUUUUAACAUUAAAGACAUUAAAGACAUUCAACCAAGCGGAUAACCCAACGGAUGUGGAAUAAAGAAUGUUGAUAUUGCUCACAGGGUGGAUGGGACCUUCUGACUGCAGGAGAUAAUGAUAUGAUAUGACAUUUAAUUUAAUUUUAAAUGUCUAGAUUUCAUUUUGUCAGUUGUGUUCAGAUGAAGCCGUUGGGUAUUUUAUUCGUUUGGCAAGAAACAAAGACUGUGAUAUAGACUCACUAAGACUAAUUUGAGGUUUGACAAUUUGCCUUAUUAUUUUUUAUUAAGGUUUUAGUUUGGGGGGAGUUUUUUUUCCCUUUUAUGCAUGUAUCAUCAAUGACGAUUAAGAGUUGAACAAUGUAAUGUCUUCUAUUGUCAGAAAAAGAGCUGAGGUCUCUUCGCACAUGCCAAGUUAAUGUACUUAGUCAUGUACUAGCUGUUUGAGGACUAACAUUUUCCAUUUGAUGCCUUGAAUUCUGCACAGACAGCAAAGUCUUUAAGUACUUUAAAUAAGUUUGAUGGACAGUAUGAUCAGCACCAUCUCCUAUUGUCCUAAGUGCAAAAAAUGAGCCAUUAAAAGCCUGCUUUACCACUAUUCUAAAAGCAUUGUGGCUAUUUGCUAGUAUAGUUGAUACAAUGAUUUAAAAAUACAGAUCAGAUUUUUUUUUACGUGAGUAUGUAUAGUAUCCAAUCCAUGCACUAUGUUCCACUGAACAGAACCAUGACAAAAUCAAUUGUAUAAGCAUUAAUUUUUCAGCAGCAGCAUGGAAAUAACCGCAUCAUAUAAUAAAACAAUAAAGAUUCUUCUGCUUUGCAUACCAUGUAUCAAAACUAAACAAGCAUUUACAUACAUCUACGAACAUUUCUAUCAAGCUAUUCAGUGCAUUCGAAACACCUAUUACCGUCGAGACUAAGUGGUGUUGACACUCAAGUAUUUUAUUGAUUACUCAGUUUGAUGUUGUUUGUUGUUUUUUUUAUAUUAAUUCAUCAUAAGCACCUUAUCUAAAUACUGCUGUGAAUGCAUUAUUAAUAAAGCCAAAUAAACAUUCCGCUUUAAUUUGCUUAUGUAUGGUAUGACUGAUUUUUUCAGCUGUAACUAAACUAUUGCUACAGUUGCAUAUAAUUGGAUUGUUGUGAGUUUGUGCAUGUCCAGCUUUUUCUGUUUGAAAAAUCAAUAAACAAAACUUUGUAUGUAAAUAAAUGGAUAGAAUUAAA
Messenger RNA from Tachysurus vachellii, 3072 nucleotides. RefSeq names its product interferon gamma receptor 1-like (gene ifngr1l). Bases 324 to 1472 code for a protein of 382 amino acids. The record is from RefSeq and is a predicted model, not a curated record. The transcript has 7 exons. Gene Ontology annotation, molecular function: protein binding. NCBI's taxonomy places the organism in Eukaryota, Metazoa, Chordata, Actinopteri, Siluriformes, Bagridae.